Nanorana parkeri is the source of this 2776-nucleotide messenger RNA. RefSeq names its product anoctamin 9 (gene ANO9). Gene Ontology annotation, molecular function: protein dimerization activity; chloride channel activity. The transcript is spliced from 25 exons. The record is from RefSeq and is a predicted model, not a curated record. Gene Ontology annotation, biological process: chloride transmembrane transport. Gene Ontology annotation, cellular component: plasma membrane. The coding region runs from base 378 to 2723 and encodes 781 amino acids. NCBI's taxonomy places the organism in Eukaryota, Metazoa, Chordata, Amphibia, Anura, Dicroglossidae.
AAUCACGGAAGUCAGAACUUAUCUGGGACGCUACACAAUGGGAACUGCAACUUCGCAUACUUAGAAAUCCAAAAAUCCUGUAAAGGGAGCUGCCCGGUCAUCAGACAGGGGACAUUGCAGAGUCCAGGAUCUCAUACACCUGUGUGCUGGCGCACAGAGGGAUGGUACAGGGCACUGUAGACAUUCCUAUGGACAGGAAAGGCCAGAGAGGAAUGUAACAGUUCCCGUCCCCCGGAGAUCACAAAUAUUUCACAGCACAACCAUGGAAGAGAAGGCACACAAUUGUUACUGAGAGUGUGUGGCUUAUACUGCGACUUUGGAGGAAAAGGGACUUUUCUCAGGAAUUCUGCCACACCUGGGGACAGUGACACAGCAAGAUGCAGGAACCUGGGACUCCUUGGCAAGAGAACUUGCUGCUCUUGGAUCCUUUGACCUCUGUUGAGAUGAAAUGGGACUUUGUGCUGGUAUGUGAUUACAAGUCUAUCGAUAGUGAGGAGGAGGAGAAGAGGCGGAAAUACAUGUCCAAACUGGAACAAAGGCGCUUUAGGAUAAAGAAAUCUAGAGAUGGAAAAAAGAUAUUUUAUGGUGUCAGGGCACCUCCAGACAUCUUUAGGAAAUAUGUCCGACUACUAAGAAACCCAGAUCAAGGCACCCAGAACCUGAACAAUGAACAUGUCUCUGAAACAACCAGGAUUCGCAUUGUUCAUUUUAUUCUUUACAAAACUAGCAUUGAAACCAAUGGCAAGACUGAAACUCUAGAUGACUUGCUAAAAAGUGGUGUUUUUGAGACCACUUUCCCACUUCACGCUUUGGAUGAGACUCUCGGCAAGCAAUUGAAACAAAAGUGGGCACGCUGGCGGGAUGUCAUCUACAUACAGCCUGUGAAAGAGAUCAGACUAUAUUUUGGAGAGAAGGUGGCUCUCUAUUUUGCAUGGCUUGGAUGGUAUACCCUUAUGCUUUUUCCCGCGGCUCUUGUUGGUUUGGGGGUAUUUUUUUACGGAUUUAUGCAUUUCAACACCAGUCAGAUCAGCCAGGAGAUCUGCAAAGCCAAUACAACCCUGAUGUGUCCACUCUGUGAUCAGAAUUGUCCCUACUGGCCCUUGUCAGACACAUGUACAUAUGCAAAGGUGACACAUUUAUUUGACAAUGAAGGCACAGUAUUCUUUGCAAUGUUUAUGGCAGUCUGGGCUACUGUGUUCUUGGAACUGUGGAAAAGGCAGAGGGCAAGAGUUGUUUUUUGGUGGAACCUGUACAGCUGGGACGAGGAUGAGGAGGAGCUGGCUUUGGAGCUGAUUAAUAAUCCAGAUUGUCAAAUCCAGAUACACCAAUAUUCUUACCUGCGCUCCACUAUAGUUCUACUUGGCGUGGCUGUCACGAUUGCCAUAUUGAUUGGUAUAGCCCAGGCCCUGGUUAUAUACCGUGUGGUGAUAACUGUGGUCUUUAUGCGCUCUUCUUGGGACUUCCUUAAGGAACAUGCUAACACUGCAGCGGUUAUGUCUGGAGCCGUACUUCAUUAUCUUACCAUUGUCAUCAUGACCAAGGUGAAUCGUGUUGUAUCUACUCAUUUGUGUAAUCUGGAGAAACCACGGACUUUUACAGAGAGAGAAAACAGCUUCACCUCCAAAGUAUUCACAUUUCAGUUUGUUACCCACUUCUCAUCUCUCUUCUAUGUGGCAUUCUUCCUGGGAAGGAUAAAUGGCCACCCUGGAAACUACGUACGUAUUGCAGGACACUGGAGACUGGAAGAAUGUCACCCCAGUGGCUGCAUCACUGACCUGUUCAUACAGAUGUGCAUCAUCAUGCUUCUGAAACAGACCCUUAGCAACUGUGUGGAAUUCCUGUCCCCAUUCAUUGGCUACAAGGUGCGUAAGUUCAGAGAUCAGAGGAGCAGGGUGCAUAGUGAAAAGUGUGCCGAGGACCGUACAAUGGAGUCCUGGAAAGACAAUUACAGAUUGGGCCAAAUUCACAUAUUCAGCCUCUUUGAUGAAUUUCUAGAAAUGGUCAUACAGUACAGUUUUACAACAAUCUUUGUGGCUGCAUUUCCUCUUGCUCCUCUCCUUGCCUUCGUCAACAAUAUGUUAGAGAUUCGCCUUGACGCCAUCAAAAUGACCCGUUUACAGCGCAGACUGGUACCAAGGAAAGCAAAUGAUAUUGGUAUCUGGCUACUGGUCCUUGAAGGAAUUGGAGUUCUGGCUGUUAUUACUAAUGGUCUAGUUAUCGCCAUCACAUCUGACUUCAUUCCACGGCUCGUAUACAAAUACAAAUAUGGACCAUGUGGACAAGGAGAGACAGAUAUUGAUUGUCUCGCAGGAUACAUUAAUCAGAGUCUGUCCACCUUCCGCACUAGCGACUUUGAGGAGCUAACCCAAGUUUCAAAAUCUCUGUACCCAAAUACCACUGUGUGCAGGUACCGUGAUUACCGUACAGCUGAUGAGGAAUACAAUUAUUCUGUACAGUUUUGGCAUAUCUUUGCUGCUAGACUUGUGUUUGUCAUUGUGUUUGAGCACGUGGCAGUAUGCAUAAAAUUCAUUGCUGCCUGGUUUGUACCCGAUGUCCCUCAGGCUGUGAAGAACAAAAGUCUAGAGAAGAAGCUUGAACUGCUGCUGAACGAGCUUGGAGAGAUGCCAGAAGAGAAUGAUGAGUUAUCCCAUGACAGCUCCCCCCACCCAUACAGAAACCUACUAGAGGACCUCAGUUUGAUAGAACGUUCAACAGAGGUAUGAGUAGCACCAAACCUUGGGGGUAACAGAAGAUGUCAUUUGGCAAUAAUGGCAAA